AUGGGUGACUGGAACCUACUGGGCAGCAUCCUGGAAGAGGUCCACAUUCAUUCAACCGUGGUGGGCAAGAUCUGGCUGACCAUUCUGUUCAUUUUCCGCAUGCUGAUCCUGGGGGCGGCCGCCGAGGACGUGUGGGACGACGAGCAGUCGCAAUUUGUCUGCAACACUGAGCAACCAGGUUGCAAGGCAGUCUGCUACGACCGGGCCUUCCCCAUCUCGCUCAUUCGCUUCUGGGUCUUGCAGGUCAUCUUCGUGUCCGCGCCUUCGCUCGUCUACAUGGGCCACGCCCUCUACUGCAUCCGGGCGCUGGACAAAGAGCGCCACAGGAAACGGUUACAGCUCAAGGAGGAGAUGGAGCGAGCCCAAUUGGCAUUGGACGAGCACAAACGAAUAGAGAGGGAGCUGAGAAAGCUGGACGAACAGCGAAAGGUGAAAAAGGCGCCGCUGCGGGGAUCGCUCUUGAGAACCUACGUCAUCCAUAUCCUGACACGCUCGGCCGUGGAGGUGCUCUUCAUCCUCGGACAAUACCUUCUUUACGGCGUCCGACUGGAGCCGCUGUAUAAAUGCGAGAGGACGCCUUGCCCCAACAGCGUGGACUGUUACGUCUCCAGGCCCACGGAGAAGACCGUCUUCAUGCUUUUCAUGAUAGCCAUCGCGGCCAUCUCGCUUUCCCUCAACGUUCUGGAAAUAUCCCACCUGGGCCUGGGCAAAAUCAAAAAGGCCCUCUCGGGAGACAGAGAUGUGGACGAUGACUGUUUGAUUUUCAAGUCCAAGAGGAAGGUAUCCUUGUCACAUCAUUGUAUGAUGACCCACGUGUCGCCUUACAAUGGACCUCUGACUCAGACGUUCAAGGUAAUAGCGCAAGAAGACGUCAAGCCGCCGCCGCCGCCACCUCUUUACCCCGGCCACGAGGCUGCCCCGAACAACAGCGCGGCGGCCCAUCUCAAUCAGACCAACUACAUCUGCCCUCCCCCCCCUCACAAGGAGAGCCCCCCUCACAAGGAGAGCCCCCCUCACAAGGAGAGCCCCCCUCACAAGGAGAGCCCCCCUCACAAGGAGAGCCGUCAGAGAGAGCAUAGCGGCCGUUUAGAUGUUCUUCUGCAACGUUCGUCGACGCAGAACCUCGAGGAUAGUGACUCUGUGGGGAGCGAGGUCCUUCUACCUAAAGCUCGAAAAACCAGCUUCAUGUUCAGACCACCAUCUGAAAGUUUGUCAUCCAUCAGCCGUUCCACAAGUUCCUCAUUACAUUCUUCAGAAGAGUCCGAUGAACUGGGUUCCCUGCAGGGGGACACGCUCAUGACGCCCCCUGCCGCGGGAAGGAGAAUGUCAAUGAGUGUCUUUCUGGAUAUUUCAUCUAUCAUGAAGAAGUGA
This is a messenger RNA of Syngnathus typhle (broad-nosed pipefish), 1371 nucleotides long. RefSeq names its product gap junction alpha-10 protein-like. Gene Ontology annotation, cellular component: connexin complex. The coding region runs from base 1 to 1371 and encodes 456 amino acids. Gene Ontology annotation, biological process: cell communication. The transcript is spliced from 3 exons. Lineage: Eukaryota; Metazoa; Chordata; Actinopteri; Syngnathiformes; Syngnathidae. The record is from RefSeq and is a predicted model, not a curated record.